GGUGGCAUUGGUCAGCAACCCAUCCUAGCAAAUUCGGUCCAUCACAAAGAAAUAAAAAAUAAAAAAGGUGUACGUAUCAUAUUCACUUUAUUAGAGUUCAGGAGAAGAAGAAGAGGAGUAAAAAAUGGCGGCAGCAGGAGCAGCAUGUAAUUAUGCCGCUGUUUAUGCUUUUGGCUUGACGACCACUUCAUCUUCUUCAAGGGCUGCGGCGGCGGCGGCGGCGUUUUCCCCACACACACCCUUUCUCUCCUCUGUAGCAGUAAGGAAGCCUCUAAGGGUACCAAGAGCCUCAAAUGAGAAACUUACAAGUGGAAAGUUCGAGAAAGACUGGUUGAGGAGUGACCUGAAUGUGAUUGGGUUUGGGCUGAUAGGAUGGGUUGCACCAUCCAGCAUUCCAGCUAUCAAUGGUAAGAGCUUGACUGGGCUCUUCUUUCACAGCAUUGGCACUGAGUUGGCCCAUUGGCCCACUGGCCCAGCUCUCACUUCUGACUUCUGGUGGUGGAUGUUGUGGUGGCAUUUGGGACUGUUUCUCUGUCUCACUUUUGGACAGAUUGGCUUCAAGGGAAGGACUGAAGGUUAUUUUUAAGAUUGCUAUUAUCACCAACCAGAUCACUCUCUCCCUUGUAAAAGCAUUGAUUUAUGACUUAUCCGGGGUUGUUUCAAUUGGUUUUUAUCUAAUGGGUGGUCUAUCAUUUAGGAGUAUGUUAUGAGUGAUUCCAUGAUUCCAUCAUGUAUUUAAAGAGUAUCAUGAACCUUUCUAUAUAAGGAAAUAAAGUAAUUUAAGUGUUGGUUUGGGAUCCUAGAAAAAGACUUUAGGAAAAUGGUGAUGGAAGUGUGGAUUGGAAAAUCAGAAAAGUAAAUCUGAACAAGAUCCCACCACAUUGGAAUCAACUGGAGAUGGAAGU
Cuscuta campestris is the source of this 905-nucleotide messenger RNA. The record is from the annotation of a GenBank genome assembly. NCBI's taxonomy places the organism in Eukaryota, Viridiplantae, Streptophyta, Magnoliopsida, Solanales, Convolvulaceae.